AUGGGUUCUACAGAAUCGCAGAAAGGAGAGUGGACUCCGGGGACUGUCCUCUCAACACUCCCUCACCCCAUAGAGGAAAACAGCUCCUCCCCGAUACCAUUUUUCCAUCUCUUGGAGCGCCUCAAGACCACAAAGCGCGAAGGAUGGCGCCGCUUCGGCCUUGACCGCGCAGAGUCUAUCUCUGAUCACAUGUAUCGCAUGGCAAUAAUCACCAUGCUCGCACCGCCCUCUCUCUCUUCCAAACUCAAUAUCCCGCACUGCACAAAAAUGGCUUUGAUUCAUGACAUGGCCGAAUCCCUCGUCGGCGACAUCACCCCCGUCGACAAAUCCGUGACAAAGGCCGAAAAGGCACGCCGCGAAGCCGCUACCAUGGAUUAUAUUGAACAGUCAUUAUUGAGCGGCGUACCCGGCGGCACCAUAUCAGGUCCCGAGAUCCGUCGCAUCUUCCAGGAAUAUGAGGAUAGCGAGACGUUGGAAUCAAAGUUCGUGCAUGACGUGGAUAAGAUUGAGCUGUUGUUGCAAAUGGUCGAGUAUGAACGGGAACAUGGCAGAGAUCUUUCGGAGUUUGCGCAUGUUGCCAAUCGAAUCACACUGCCAGAGGUGAAGGAGUGGGCCGAUGCGAUUAUGAAGGAGCGCAAGCAUGUGUCGCAGAACCAGUCUUGA
Talaromyces amestolkiae is the source of this 663-nucleotide messenger RNA. RefSeq lists its product as uncharacterized. The record is from RefSeq and is a predicted model, not a curated record. The transcript is spliced from 2 exons. Gene Ontology annotation, cellular component: cytoplasm. NCBI's taxonomy places the organism in Eukaryota, Fungi, Ascomycota, Eurotiomycetes, Eurotiales, Trichocomaceae. Bases 1 to 663 code for a protein of 220 amino acids. Gene Ontology annotation, molecular function: 5'-deoxynucleotidase activity.